UCAGGCGGUGUUUAGUUUAUCUAUUAAAAAAUUGUUAUCACACGUAAAUCCAGGUUAAUAAUAUUUCUAUACUAAUGGAAUUACAUAGACUCAUUGCUGAUGUAUAACCUUCCGUAACUACCUAAUGUGAAUGGUUGUCUACACCAAUAUGGUAGUCUAAGGUAACACCUCAAGAACCAUUAGCUUUGGUAUUGUAUCUAGCAAUUCGCCAUGGAUGUCUGCAUCAAGGGCAGGCGAUGCAACCUCGGCAGGCUCGUUGAGGCUAUGCUGGUGGGUAGCACUUUGCUAAUAGGUCUGGAUCAAUUCGAGCUACUCGCCAUCUCCCGUCCUCAUGAAGUGGGAUUGCUGUAUACCUAUUACCUCGGGACUGUUAUAAUGACACUGUGCCUUGCACUAAGCAAAGGGGCGUAUAUCCGUCAAUGCGUGAUUGAAAGCUUGUUUUGCCACGUGUUUGCCACGGUUGUGUUAUACGGUUCAAUGUACCUGCCCGAUGGCUAUCUCGUGGUACGCAUCCUGGUGACGAUGGCAACUGCCAACCUUGGUACCGUACUAGGGUUACAGCUGCUGGCGACCUACUCGAGCAACGUGACGUUGUUCCUGGCACUGCUCGCUAGCUUCUACUUGGGAUUCAGGUUGCCCAAUAUGUGCCGUGCCCUGGAUAUAUCUACACUUGGCAUGUACGGGAUGUUCCUGAAGGAGACACCCGCACAGCCACUGUUAUAUGCAAAGAUAAUAGCGUGCGUCACUGUAGUGGCUAUACGUUACAAUGCGGGUUUUAUUAAGGGCAAGCUUCUAGACAACCUGUGGCUGAACUACCGGGUUUACCUGAAGGUAAAUACUCUCAGUAACCCUUUCAGGCGCCUGUAUCGUGAUAUAAGAAAGAAUACACUCAUGUGGUCCUGCCUUGCUAAUCUAGCGGGUUUGACCUUGCUUCUGGUAACGCUGCCACCGCAUAUGAUACUGCACCAGUCGCCUUUAUCCACAUCAUGGAUCUCAUGGCUAGAGACCUAUGAGUUGUGGUCCCAGUUUAUAGGGUUGGGUGUCGGUAUAUUCCUACCGCUGCCAAUUCGCAAUUUAACGUGGAUCACAGUUAUACUGUUUGCCACGUUCCUGCUAUAUAUCAUCCAUGUCCUGGUUUUUGCAUACUUCAAUCGGUACCUAUGGAUUACCAUGGACUAUGUAACUCCAUCUUGCGUUAUAUUGUCGUUUAUUGCUGGGUAUACCCUUUCUUUCGUAGCACGCCGCAUGGCGGCCAUGUUCUUCGUGCGCACAUGUCUUAAACAUGGCGACAGUGGCACGAAGCCUUGUUGUAACUCUCUGAACCAGGGUAAAUGCUUCUGCAUUGAGCAGGUAGGAUACCAUAAAUGCGAACCGCGUGGUGGCGCUGGCAACCAGAGCUUAAACCCACCUGGAACAAACCAUGUUAUAUGGUUAACACGAGAUGAAAGUAGCUGUGUAACAAAGUGCGUACCCUUGCGGUGUAGGUGUGAUAAAGCGAAUCCAACACCAGACUGCAAUACAUGCAAAAACCAUGAAAAAACUAAACUAAAGUGCAAGACUCAAGAGAAGGAAGCAACUAAACAUAAGGACUGCUGCUGCAAUAUCGACAAACUGUUAUCAGGUAAACGACCGCCCCGUGAGUGUGACAAACCGAAUUGCAUCACUGGUGGAAUAACAGUGAUACAAACGUCGACACCCAGGAUUGAGCCCAAGCCACCAAUGUCGAAUGUAUAUCAAUGCCGGUGCAACCCCAAUGGAGAGGGGGCAUUAACUGCACUUUGCGAAAGGUGUACAAAGUACACAGCCAAAGAUCGCAGGUGCUACGAAUGGAUCGCUUCAACUCAAUCGCAGCAUUAUAUGCUAAAGGAUGCCCAUGCUUCCACGUGCUCGGACUGUGAUCUGACACUGAUUCUAAGGGCGACACCCAUAGGAUACCGAGGCAAUGUUAACUGCUUGCCUAUGCCAUCUGAAAUCAAGCUUAGCAGGGGCUGGGCUAGUUGGAAUACAGAUACAGAUCGAGUGUACCUUGGAUACAUAGAUUCCAAGUGCCCAGCAUGCUCACUUGUGGAAGUACGCCCACGAUGCUUUAUCAAAGAGAAUAUAAUGACAAUGAAUUCCACCUACCCAAACCACUUUACCAUAGAGGAUACAUACAUGGGAUCAUGCUGCCACGACGGCUUAAUGCUUAAGAUUGUAUGCCGAAAACGAGAUAUGUACCCCAAUCUACAUUGCAGACUGUACCCAAAUAAGCGUUACACAGUUAAAUAUGUGUACUUCACCUCGGCUGCAGUGAUGAAGGAGGAGUUAGCUGAGCUGGAAAAGGAAAAGGGUGGCAGUGCACCCACUGAGGCUGCUUCUAAAGCUGCUGACGGUAAAUCUAGUACCAGUGAGAAACAAACUGGAUCGCCAAGAGAAAAGGGUAACAAGGGAGAUAAGUCGCCCAAAGAUAAAGGUCAAUCGUCACCAGAUAAAAAGAAAAAGAAAAAGAAGGAGAAGGAAGAUAAGUCAAAAAAACCUAAGGACAAACUAGCAGAUCAAUCACAAGGUAAAGAUACACCGACAGCUCCAUCACCAGCGAAAGUUGCACAAGCAACUCCAUCGCCAAGAGCUAAAGAUGCAGCGUCAGCUAAAGCUACACCGACAGCUCCAUCUUCAAAAGGUAAAGGUACAACACCAGCGACAGGCACACAGGCAGCUCCAUCACUACCAACUAAAGCUACACCGACAACUCCAUCACCAGCUAAAGGUAAACCGACAACUUCACAACCUAGAAACGCAGUGUUAAGUCUGUUGAGACAAGCUUUAGGUACACCUGCAUAUCCGUCGCCACGAUCAAGAAACAGACUUAUGGAAUUGUAUGAUGAAUUAAAUCCGGAGAAGGAUAAUCCACUUAAAUUCAGUGGAUUGUCAUCGUUAGCAUCACGAUUCAGCCAGAGAUUUCCACGUAGAUAUUUGGUGGAUAAUAAAUUGCCACCGACACAGGAUGACGAUCCAACUCAAACAUCUGAUAAGCAGCCUCCAGUUAAGCUUAACCCUCUAGAUUUGGAAGAUUUCAACAGGUGUUGCUUCAGUAUCGCCACCAGGGUUUUUGCAUAUUACCAUGAAGUAGAUGGCGAUAAAAACCCGCGGAUAUGCGUUGAUCAGGAGAUAAAAUGUCAAUGUGGCUCGGAUUGUAGACCUGGGUGUUGCAUCAGGGUUAACGUAACCAGCGAAGCACAGGAAAAGGCAAAUAUAGAUCGCAAGCGCUUUGUAGUAGCAGCUAAUUUCGGCUUAAUAUACAUGAUAAUACUGGCAUUAUGUGCACUGGUGGAGGUGGUGUAUAGACGACCUGGUUUAACAGCUGGGUAUAACCUAAGAAUGGACCUUGAGACACUCAAGAAGGAAGUUACAUACAUGGGUUGGGAACGACCAAUUAACCUGUGGCUAUACACAGCAACACCGGAAUCUGUAUUGGAAAUGGAUCCCAGUAUUAACAAACGAACGGAAAAGGCACGAGAUAUGUUGGGGACUAUAUUGCCAUACAAACUGCAGAAAUUCGAGCAUUGGGCCCAGGAGACCGCUGCCACGGAAUUUGCUCAUUACAACGAGCCCGGAGACCACCGGUUAGAUGCAGUGAAGGUAGCAAUGCUAGAGAGUGCUGUCAUACAGACACUGAGGUACAAGGCCAAAGGUAUUAAACAAUACCUGUCCAAAUGGGAACAAAGAUGGAACAAGGAAUUGUCACAUUACCACAGGACAUUUAUAGGAAAUAUGAAAAAACAAGCUUUCAAAUCACGAGCAGCACAAAUAGCAAUGUUCGAUCCCUUUAUUACAGCCACAGAAGCCAGUAAGCUGCACCAAUACAGAGUUGAUAGCUGGAAUGAAUUAACAGAAGAAGUGAGGAUGUCACAACUUAUACGCAGGCAAGAGACUGAGAUAAAUGAUAUUGAUAUGGAAAACAAAGAUAUACUGCAAAAUGUAAGACAAAUGUUACAGAAGGUCUGGAAAAAACGAAUGCAACACCUGUUGCGCUGGAAGGCAGCUAACCGAUGGCUCUACGAAUGGUCAGGGUUCAUAAAAGGAUUCUACGAACUAGAAGACAUGUGGUCGUACCACGAUAGUAUAGACUGGCUCCAUUAUGAAUCACAAAUAAGAGGUGUGUAAGCAUUAAAAUGCCUCACAUCACGCGGCACAACGUGUCUAAUAAUCGCUAUAUGCCACAAU
Molecule: messenger RNA, 4203 nt
Organism: Babesia bovis T2Bo
Lineage: Eukaryota; Apicomplexa; Aconoidasida; Piroplasmida; Babesiidae
Product: putative integral membrane protein
Exons: 1
Coding region: 211-4143 (1310 amino acids)
Source: RefSeq, a predicted model, not a curated record